Molecule: messenger RNA, 1161 nt
Organism: Aspergillus melleus
Lineage: Eukaryota; Fungi; Ascomycota; Eurotiomycetes; Eurotiales; Aspergillaceae
Product: putative RING finger domain protein
Exons: 3
Coding region: 1-1161 (386 amino acids)
Cellular component (GO): nucleus
Molecular function (GO): ubiquitin protein ligase activity
Source: RefSeq, a predicted model, not a curated record
AUGGCCCACUCCAAACGCAACACCUCCCUCCCACACUUCACCUCCUACGAGCGCGGCCUCCUACGCGCAUCAUGGGGCACACAACGCGGCGUCAUCGGCCGCGACUCGUUCCUCCCCUUCGCCUCGUGCCGACUGUGUCUGCACCCGGCGCGCGCCCCCGUCGUCGCGUGCGCCACGAACGGCGACCUCUUCUGUCGCGAAUGCGCCAUCAACGACCUCCUCGCGCAACGGCAGGAGAUCAAACGACUCGAGAAGCAGCGCGACGACGCGAAGAAACGGCUAGCGGAGGACGAGGAGCGCACGCUUGAGGAGGCCAAAGAGCGCGAUCUGCGAGACUUCGAACUUGUUAGUAUGGGCCUGGAGGCGGGGAAGAAGGGCCCUGGGACGGGGACGGAGAGAGAUAAAGAUGGGGCGGGGAAGAAGAGGAAGGCAGAGGAGGCGGAGCGGGCGGUUGCUGCGUUCAAGGCGCGCGAGGUCGAGGUGGAUGGAAAGCGGAAGAAGGUGUUCGAGUUGGAUGAGAAGGAGAUGGCGAGGGUUGCGAGGGAGGAACAGGAGCGGUUGAAGGAGGAGUUGAAGAAAGAGAAGUCGGAAACGAGUAAAUCGGCAUUGCCCUCCUUCUGGGUUCCCUCGUUAACGCCGACGACGGAUCCCAACGAAAUCGCCGCCAAUAAAGCCGUCAAACUGACCCCGAUCUGUCCGGCGUCGACGGACUCCAACCGCCACGCCUAUUCGCUCAAGUCGCUGGUCGACGUGCACUUCACGGAAGAGAAAACGGACGACGGCACGUUAGCCCGUGUAUGUCCGAGCUGCAAGAAGACGCUUACGAAUGGAUUGAAGGCGAUGCUAACGAAACCCUGCGGUCAUGUUAUUUGUCAACCGUGCGUCACGAAAUUCAUGACACCUCACGAUGCGCCGGAUCCCCAUGCUACGAAGGAAGAACAGGAGCAGACUGCCGCGCUUCAUGGGCGGAUUCUUUGCUACGUCUGUGAAACGGACGUCACGGAAUCGAAAGGGAAAGACGAAUCCGGGACGGGGAAGAAGAAGAAGAAAGAUAAGGAAGGCAUCCGCCCUGGUUUGGUGGAGGUGAGCUCGGAGGGAACGGGUUUUGCUGGGCGUGGAGGAAACGUUGCAACCAAGACGGGCGUUGCGUUCCAAUGUUGA